Messenger RNA from Argentina anserina (silverweed cinquefoil), 1856 nucleotides. RefSeq names its product putative ubiquitin-conjugating enzyme E2 38. The transcript is spliced from 7 exons. Gene Ontology annotation, molecular function: ubiquitin conjugating enzyme activity. Bases 69 to 1457 code for a protein of 462 amino acids. The record is from RefSeq and is a predicted model, not a curated record. Lineage: Eukaryota; Viridiplantae; Streptophyta; Magnoliopsida; Rosales; Rosaceae.
AACCCUCUCACUAGUUGUCACUCUCACUUUACCACUCCCCCCCCCAUUUUCUCUCUCUCCUUUGUCGCAUGCAACAAGGACUUUGGGAUUUCGACAUGGACUGUUCCGCUUCUGAAGAAGACCUUCAUGCUUCCAUCUCCAAGAAACUCAAGCAAACUCAGGGCUGUGAUCCUGGGAGCUCUGCUAGUUUAGCAGGAUUGGUAGAUAGUUUUGAACCCCUCAAAAGUUCAGGAUCAAUCAAUUCAAAAGCUGUCAAAAGUUCCAAUGAAUCGUCAUGUUUUGAUGAUGAUGUACUGAACACGGAAGAUGAUUGUGAUGACGAUGACGAUGAAUAUGAUUUUGAUGACGAUGAUGUCUAUCUGUCUGAUGACGCUUAUUCGACUCUUGAAUCUCAAUUUGACAAUGUGGAUUUGCCUCCUGGUGUGGAAGCUUCACUUCCCUGGUUGAAGGAUCCUUCUCCAAGUGAAAACACCUCAUCCACUAAGAAAUUAAAUAUUUCGGAUGCACUAUCCGUCACUGGUCUACCAUCUGCAGCUGGUUCAAUAUCUGCAGCUGGUCCUUCUGAGUCAAGUUCUAGUAAGGAUGUAGAAGACAGCAAUGAUGAUAGUCUCAAGCAAAAAUAUCAACAAUUCAAGCAAUUUGAUGUUGUGGAGGAUUUCACAGAUCAUCACUAUAGCUGCAUGGGAUUUUCUGAUGAGCAGCCACCCAAGAAUUGGGCAAAGCGAAUUCAGGAAGAAUGGAAGAGUUUGGAGAAUAACUUGCCAGACACUAUAUAUGUGCGGGUUUAUGAAGCAAGGAUGGAGCUUCUGCGGGCAGUGAUUAUAGGACCUCCAGGCACUCCUUACCAUGAUGGUCUUUUUGUCUUUGAUUGUCUCUUCCCCACCGACUAUCCUAAUUCACCACCUAUGGUGUACUACUACUCUGGUGGUCUUCGGCUAAAUCCAAAUCUAUAUGAGUGUGGGAAAGUUUGUCUCAGUCUUUUAGGCACGUGGAGCGGUAAACAGAGAGAAAAUUGGAUACCUGGGGAAUCAACAAUGCUACAGGUUUUGGUCUCCAUACAAGCUCUUAUUCUGAAUGCAGAACCCUUUUUCAAUGAGCCUGGGUAUGAGACAUCAUAUACUGGAGCCGAAGGGCAAAGGCAAUCCAAGAAGUACAAUGAAGAGGUCUUCCUUAUGUCUCUUAAGACAAUGAUGUAUACAUUAAGGAAGCCACCUAAGUAUUUUGAGGACUUCGUCUCAGGUCAUUUCCGGAAUCGUGCUCAUAAUAUUCUGGCAGCAUGUAAGGCAUAUUCUGAGGGUAAGGUGGUAGGGUCUGCUAUUGGAGAUGCAGUGCAGAGCGGAGCUGAAAGUGGCUCAAUGAAUUUUAAGUUGUCUGUGGCUAAGAUGAUGAAUACAGUUGCUACACAUUUCACUAGAAAUGGGUCAACAGACUCUGAGCAGUUUCGAGGUGCAGCCUGAACCACACAUUUGACUAGCUGACUUGAUGGGAUUGAGACGGUAAAUAAGAGAGUUAAUGAUGCCUUUUAGCAUGCUGGAAUGGAUUUGAAUUUCCAGGACCUGAUUUUUGGUGGUCUCCUGUAAACUGAUACUACGAAAUUGGGUAGCUGGAUUUCUUUCGUUUCUAUUUCACUUGCUAUUCCCUGUCAAUGUAUAAUAGUAGGAUGACUUGGAGAAAUGAUUUUCAGCUAGACUUAGCUGGUUGCUGCAUGGUUUUAUCAAUUUUAUGUGGCUACAUUUCUGCUUGGUACAGAUAGGAGCUGUAAGUAAGCUAUCAUGUCAUUAGGUGAUGGACAGUCAGGUAGGCACUAGUAAUGUGUAUAGCUCUGAUGCAAUCGGUCUUCUUAUGUAGUUAUGUUU